This is a messenger RNA of Lampris incognitus (smalleye Pacific opah), 3114 nucleotides long. RefSeq names its product DnaJ (Hsp40) homolog, subfamily C, member 6 (gene dnajc6). The coding region runs from base 1 to 2991 and encodes 996 amino acids. The transcript has 19 exons. Gene Ontology annotation, cellular component: cytoplasm; vesicle; postsynaptic density. Gene Ontology annotation, biological process: clathrin-dependent endocytosis; synaptic vesicle uncoating. The record is from RefSeq and is a predicted model, not a curated record. Lineage: Eukaryota; Metazoa; Chordata; Actinopteri; Lampriformes; Lampridae. Gene Ontology annotation, molecular function: clathrin binding.
AUGAGCUUGCUGGGCGGCUAUAAGAAAAAGACCAGUUACGAUGGCUAUGAAUCUUUGCAGUUGGUCGAUAGCAGAGGAGAUAGCUUCAGUGUCGGAGGUGGAAGAGGAGGGGGGAGCAGCGGCAGCACGUUUGGAGGCUCGUUUGCAGCCACCCUUGGACCGAAGGCGAGUCCGUUGCGAGAGGAGGACUGCAGCACCAUGGACAGCUCAGGUAAGAUACACCCGAUACACCCGGGGAAGCCUGAUAUGGACGCCAACUAUGGCGGAGGACUGCUGGACAUGGUGAAGGGCGGAGCUGGGAAGUUCUUCAGCAACUUCAAAGAUAACCUGAAAGACACGCUGAAAGACACCUCCACCAAAGUCAUGCACCAGGUUGCCACAUACACAAAAGGGGAGUUGGACAUUGCCUACAUCACAUUACGGAUCAUAGUAAUGAGUUACCCUGCAGAGUCGGUGCAGAUCGGCUACCAGAACCACGUGGAGGAUAUUCGCUCCUUCCUGGAUAGUCGGCAUGCCGACCACUACACCGUCUUCAACCUCUCCCAACGCAACUACCGCGGCGCCAAAUUCUCCAACCGGGUGUCAGAGUGUAACUGGCCAUCCCGUCAAGCCCCCAGCCUGCACAACCUUUUCGCCGUGUGUAAGAACAUGCACAACUGGCUCAAACAAAACCCCAAGAAUGUGUGUGUCAUCACCUGCUCGGACGGCCGUGCUCCCUCUGGUGUUUUGGUCUGUGCCAUGUUCUGCUUCUGCCAUCUCUUCAACAACCCAGUGCCCGCCAUGCAGUUGCUCAGCGCCAAGAGACCAGGAUCCGGACUCUGGCCAUCACAUCACAGGUACAUAGGCUAUGUCUGUAGCAUGGUGUCGGAGAAGCCAAAUCUGCCCCACUCCAAGCCCUUGGUCAUCAAGGCCCUCACCAUGAGCCCGGUCCCCUGCUUCAACAAACAGCGCAGUGGCUGCCGACCCUUCUGCGACGUCCUCAUUGGAGAGACCAAGAUCUUUACCACUGCCCAGGAAUAUGAAAGGAUGAGAGAGCACCGGGUGCAGGAAGGGAAGGUUGUGUUUCCUCUGGGGGUGAGUGUCCACGGGGAUGUGGUGGUCUCUGUCUACCACAUGAGGUCCACCAUCGGAGGACGCCUGCAGGCCAAGGUCUCAAACACUCAGAUCUUCCAGAUCCAGUUCCAUACAGGCUUCAUUGCACCCGGGACCACCCUGUUAAAGUUCAACAAACCAGAGCUAGAUGCAUGUGAGUCUCCAGAGAAGUACCCCCAGCUGUUCCAUGUGAUAUUAGAUGUGGAGGUAGAGGGGGUGGACAAGCAGAAGGACCUGACUCCACCAUGGGAGCAGUUUCCCUAUAAAGACAUCAGCCCCAGCGUCCUCUUCUCCUGCCACCAGGAACACCAGGACACACUGGCCAUCGCUGAUGAGAUGGAGGGGUUGGAUCUGGAGGAGCCAAGCCGGCCCCACGGAGGUCCAGACGGCCGAGGUCACGGCGAGGAGAGCGAGCCCUCAGACGAUGAGAUGUUGUCUCUCUCAAGUCAGCAGAGCAACGCCAGCGCAGCCCCCCAGAAACCCAACCCCCUGGCUCCAGCUCCCACGGUGCCUCCGCAGGCUGAGGAGGUGGAUCUCCUGGGCCUUGAUGGGGAGGCAAUCAACCCUUCAUGCCCUUCACCGCAGCCGCCGCCGCCCACGGCAGCCACUACCACUGACCUCCUCGGGGACCUGUUUGGUUCUCCUCCUCCUCAGCCAACAAGCGGACCGUCGUCCACCCAUUCUACGCCACACAAAGUAGCUCCAAACACCGCCUCACCCUGUCCCUCUCCGGCCCCGACAGCAUUCGAUCCCUUCGGGGCUGGUCCCAUGCCUAAGCCUCAGGAGCUCAUGGGGUCAUUCCUGGGACCAGGUAACGUGGGGCAGCCAGACCCCUUCCUGCAUGCCAUUCGCUCUCCAUCACCCACCCUACAGCCUACAAGCAUGGGCCGGAGUUCUCCGGUCCCUCCGACCACACCAACAGUCAAUAUCCAGCAGCAGAACGCGAUGGGAGGGUGGGACUGGAACAGACCUGCUACCGCACCCACAGGAGGCGGCUUUGGUAUAGGAAGUCGGUCAGCCACCACCAGUCCCACUGGCUCCGUCCACAGUACCCCCACCCACCAGACCAAGCCCAACACCCUGGACCCGUUCGCUGACAUAGGCAACCUGGGGGGUAGCCUUGGAGGAGGCUCGGGCUUCUCCAGUAAGCCUACUACCCCUACCAGCACUACCCCUGCCUUUCCUCCCAUGGGUUCUCCAUCACGGCCCCCUCCUUCUCCUCAGCACACCGCUGGGUGGCAGCCUCACGCAGGAGCCGGCUUCCCCUCUUGGCAGCCCGGUGGUGCUGGUGGUGGUGGUGGAGGUGGCUGGCAGCCCCAGGGACAGAACGCAAGCCCCCAGCCCAAGCCGAGCCCCAGCCACUCUCCCAUGCCCCAUACGUCCCCCCAAAACAGACCCAACUACAACGUCAGCUUCUCCGGGAUGGGAGGAGGCUCCCCAAGCACAGGGGGGAAAACACAAGCUGGUAUGGGUUCCAAGCCCAAGGCAUCGGAUGCUAACUUUGAUGACUUGCUGUCGGGUCAGGGCUUCGCUGGGGCCAAGGAAAAGAAAGGCCCCCGGACUAUAGCAGAGAUGAGGAAAGAAGAGAUGGCCAAAGAGAUGGAUCCAGAGAAACUCAAGAUUCUGGACUGGAUCGAGGGGAAGGAGCGUAAUAUCCGUGCCCUGUUGUCCACCAUGCAUACGGUGCUGUGGGAGGGGGAGACCCGCUGGAAAACAGUGGGCAUGGCUGACCUGGUCACUCCGGAACAAGUCAAGAAGGUCUACCGCAAAGCAGUCCUCGUGGUCCACCCAGACAAGGCGACGGGGCAGCCGUACGAACAAUACGCCAAGAUGAUUUUCAUGGAACUGAACGACGCCUGGUCAGAAUUUGAAAGCCAAGGACAAAAAGCACUCUACUAAGCGAAGAGCAAGAGAAAGUGAGCCAGGCGAGGACAUUCCUGCCGACCCCCGUCCUGCCCCCACCCCACCCCAUCACACACACACCUAAAACGCCCCAUCAACUCGGGUCAAUAAACUACACCC